ACCCAGACCAAGACUCUUUCUUGUUCCUCAACCUUCAACUCUCUCUCUCUCUCUCUCUCUCUCUGUAGAGAGAGUUAUGGGCAGCUCGGGUCCUCGCUUUCCCGUCACCUACAAGAGCCUCUCUUUGGAUAUUAAGGGGAAUAAAACAGAUGUAGUCCUUUGCAGUUAUGAUGAUCAUUUUCUUGUUAUUGCAACUCAAAUAGGAGCUAUGGGGACAAUACUGCAUGCCAGGAAGGAGGAAGGGGUAUCAAUUGAGCCAACAUUCAACGUGUCUGCAAUAUUUGGCAAACGAGACGAGCCAAUGCUACUGGCAUGUGCUCGUCAAUUAAUUGAACACAUCAGCGUCUCUGGCUCUUCCAAGCCGUUGGUUCUCUCUCUAGGACUCAAGGACCAUUCUGCGGAGACACUGAAGGAAAUUGCUUCUGCUGUGAUUGAGAACCGCCUGUGGUAGGGAUAAUGUAGCUUGACCUUAAGUAUUUUGCUUGAAGCCUCUGAUAUUGUUUUCAUUCCCCAGGACACAACCUUGCAGCAUUUUGCAGAUUGAUAGUUGCUUUUUUGUAACAUAUUAAUACUAAAUCAACAAUGCCUAAAUGCAGAAUUCUCUUACAUCCUA
Corylus avellana is the source of this 613-nucleotide messenger RNA. RefSeq names its product proteasome assembly chaperone-like protein. NCBI's taxonomy places the organism in Eukaryota, Viridiplantae, Streptophyta, Magnoliopsida, Fagales, Betulaceae. The record is from RefSeq and is a predicted model, not a curated record. Gene Ontology annotation, biological process: proteasome assembly.